AUGUUGUUUGUAGUUAUCCCGUGUACUGGUUGGGUCGUAACAAAGGGUUUGGCAUAUGGUGACGGUGUAGGGGGUAGCCCUUUCGAUGAUUCAACUGAUGUUGGCGAUUCAUGUCCUAUUUACCCAUCGAUGAUUAGUUUCGCGGCUGACCAUUUAUGUGUUGCAUCUUUGAAUACGACAUAUAAAAGUGUGCACAAGAAUUCGACACAGUUGCGAUAUGAUUUUAGUCAGGCCCUCGAAGAUGUAGAAACGUUGACCUUAGACACCGAUGAAUGGGUUAUUAAAGUGAAUGGCAUUACUGGAGGAUUCAUCAACGCGCUACAGUUUCAUACAAACAAAGGUCGACAAACACGACUCGUUGGUGUAUCUAGUGGCACUUCAUGGUCAGAAGGCGGAGGAGGUGCUAAAGUAUUAAGUUAUUUUAAUGGUCGGUACGGUGAUGAGAUAAAUCAAAUACAGUUAAACUUUGUCCCAGCUGAUCCAGGUAAAUAUAUAAGCCUCUUGGCUACGAUUUGA
Molecule: messenger RNA, 516 nt
Organism: Didymodactylos carnosus
Lineage: Eukaryota; Metazoa; Rotifera; Eurotatoria; Philodinida; Philodinidae
Source: the annotation of a GenBank genome assembly